This is a messenger RNA of Apodemus sylvaticus (European woodmouse), 894 nucleotides long. It is a transcript of the gene Otx2, whose product is annotated as orthodenticle homeobox 2. Bases 1 to 894 code for a protein of 297 amino acids. Gene Ontology annotation, biological process: multicellular organism development; regulation of transcription by RNA polymerase II. The record is from RefSeq and is a predicted model, not a curated record. Gene Ontology annotation, cellular component: nucleus. The transcript has 3 exons. Gene Ontology annotation, molecular function: DNA-binding transcription factor activity, RNA polymerase II-specific; RNA polymerase II cis-regulatory region sequence-specific DNA binding. Lineage: Eukaryota; Metazoa; Chordata; Mammalia; Rodentia; Muridae.
AUGAUGUCUUAUCUAAAGCAACCGCCUUACGCAGUCAAUGGGCUGAGUCUGACCACUUCGGGUAUGGACUUGCUACAUCCCUCCGUGGGCUACCCGGGGCCCUGGGCUUCUUGUCCUGCAGCCACCCCCCGGAAACAGCGGCGGGAGAGGACAACAUUCACGAGGGCACAGCUCGACGUUCUGGAAGCUCUGUUUGCCAAGACCCGGUACCCAGACAUCUUCAUGCGGGAGGAGGUGGCGCUGAAAAUCAACUUGCCAGAGUCCAGGGUGCAGGUAUGGUUUAAGAAUCGAAGAGCUAAGUGCCGCCAGCAGCAGCAACAACAACAGAAUGGAGGUCAGAACAAAGUGAGACCUGCCAAAAAGAAGACCUCUCCAGCUCGGGAAGUGAGUUCAGAGAGUGGAACAAGUGGCCAGUUCACCCCUCCCUCUAGUACCUCAGUCCCAACCAUUGCCAGCAGCAGCGCUCCGGUGUCUAUCUGGAGUCCAGCUUCUAUCUCCCCACUGUCCGACCCCCUGUCCACCUCCUCCUCCUGCAUGCAGAGGUCCUAUCCCAUGACCUAUACUCAGGCUUCAGGUUAUAGUCAAGGCUAUGCUGGCUCAACUUCCUACUUUGGGGGCAUGGACUGUGGAUCUUAUUUGACCCCUAUGCAUCACCAGCUCCCGGGACCUGGGGCCACACUCAGUCCCAUGGGUACCAAUGCUGUUACCAGCCAUCUCAAUCAGUCCCCAGCUUCUCUUUCCUCCCAGGGAUAUGGGGCUUCAAGCUUGGGUUUUAACUCGACUACUGAUUGCUUGGAUUAUAAGGACCAAACGGCCUCUUGGAAGCUUAACUUCAAUGCUGACUGCUUGGAUUAUAAAGAUCAGACAUCCUCAUGGAAAUUCCAGGUUUUGUGA